UUUAUUUCUACAGCUUCUUCUCUUUUCCUUUUAAAAACCUUAAUAAGUUUUGUGGAGAAAGAAAACUAUAUAGACAACUUAGUUUGUUUGGUAGUUGCAUCUUCCCAUCUCUUCCCCCCUCUAAACAAACUCUUUAAAUUGCCACCACUUGAUCCUUUUCUUCUCCCAUAAUCUCUCAACCUCUAGAAAUUUUCCAAAAACAAUUUCUAACUCUCCAUUGUUUUUUACUUGAUCUUUCAAAGUAUACACGAGAAUGGAUCAAAAGAAAAAAGACCCAGUUUCAGUUUCUGACGGUACGGUUGAAUAUGAUCAAUCCAACAAGGCACCAGCAAAAUACUUACCACUUCCUGAUUUUCUCUUGUCAGUAAAACUCAAAUAUGUAAAGUUAGGGUAUCAUGUUCUCAUCUCCAAUGCUAUGUAUCUCAUUCUAACACCUCUCUUCAUUAUCGUAUCUGUUCGUGUCUCGACAUUAAAGUACCAUGAUUUACUCCAACUCUGGGAUCAACUGAGAUUCAACCUCGUCUCAGUUAUAUUAUGUUCAGUUCUCAUUGUUUUUGUAGCCACACUUUAUUACAUGUCUCGGCCACGGAAAAUAUACUUGGUAAAUUUUUCAUGUUAUAAACCUGAACCGGAACGGAAGUGUACUCGAGAAAUAUUCAUGGAAAGGUCUGGAAUGACUGGUAGUUUCUCCGAUGAGAAUCUAGCGUUUCAAAAGAAAAUUCUUGAGAGAUCAGGGUUAGGGCAAUCGACAUAUUUGCCGGAGGCAGUGUUACGUGUGCCGCCGAAUCCGUGCAUGGCGGAAGCGAGGAAAGAAGCAGAAAUGGUUAUGUUCGGUGCAGUGGAUGAAUUGCUGGAGAAAACUGGUGUUCAGGCCAAAGAUAUUGGGAUUGUUAUUGUGAAUUGUAGUCUUUUUAAUCCAACACCUUCACUUUCAGCCAUGAUUGUUAACCACUAUAAGCUUAGAAGUAAUGUCUUCAGUUACAAUCUUGGUGGUAUGGGUUGUAGUGCUGGACUCAUUUCUAUUGACCUUGCCAAACAACUCCUUCAGGCAAUCCCCAAUUCUUAUUGUCUAGUAAUAAGCAUGGAGAACAUAACACUCAACUGGUACUUUGGCAACAACCGAUCUAUGUUAGUCUCAAACUGUCUCUUUCGAAUGGGAGGAGCCGCAAUUCUUCUCUCUAACAGAUCGUCUGACCGUCGACGUUCUAAAUACCAACUCAUCCACACCGUCCGUACCCAUAAAGGAGCUGAUGAUCGGUCGUUCGGCUGUGUCUUUCAAGAAGAAGAUGAAAACAAAAAGGUCGGAGUUUCCCUUUCGAAGGACUUAAUGGCUGUUGCUGGUGAAGCUUUAAAAACAAACAUUACCACUCUAGGACCGUUAGUCUUGCCCGUAUCGGAACAACUACUGUUUUUUGCGACUUUAGUGGGUAGAAAAGUCAUGAAAAUGAAAAUUAAACCAUAUAUACCAGAUUUUAAAUUAGCAUUUGAACAUUUUUGUAUUCAUGCUGGAGGAAGAGCUGUUUUAGAUGAGCUCGAAAAGAAUUUGGAUUUAAGGGAAAGUCAUAUGGAACCAUCAAGAAUGACUUUAUACAGAUUUGGUAAUACUUCUAGUAGUUCAUUGUGGUAUGAACUUGCUUAUUCAGAAGCUAAAGGGAGAAUUAAAAAGGGAGAUCGAACAUGGCAAAUCGCGUUUGGGUCAGGGUUUAAAUGUAACAGUGCAGUAUGGCAAGCGUUGAGAACGGUUAAUCCAGCUAAAGAGAAGAACCCGUGGAUGGAUGAGAUUGCUGCAUUCCCUGUUCAUGUUCCUAGAGUAGAAUCAAUUGGAUCAUAAACCAACCUAGCUGGGUAGAAUAUUAUGUUCUUCAGCCCAAUUAGGGAUGUUUAAUUUUUCAUGAUGCUUUGACCCUAUUGUUGUAAUAAUUUUUCUCUUUUUACUUUCUACUUAUGAUUCAUUUGUAAGGUGGUCGUUUGAUGUAAUUGAAUCUAAACAUAAUUUGAAAUAUGUGAGAAAUUGCUUA
Papaver somniferum (opium poppy) is the source of this 2018-nucleotide messenger RNA. Its product is annotated as 3-ketoacyl-CoA synthase 11-like. The transcript is spliced from 2 exons. Gene Ontology annotation, biological process: fatty acid biosynthetic process. Gene Ontology annotation, molecular function: acyltransferase activity, transferring groups other than amino-acyl groups. The coding region runs from base 254 to 1831 and encodes 525 amino acids. The record is from RefSeq and is a predicted model, not a curated record. Lineage: Eukaryota; Viridiplantae; Streptophyta; Magnoliopsida; Ranunculales; Papaveraceae. Gene Ontology annotation, cellular component: membrane.